This is a messenger RNA of Torulaspora globosa, 3645 nucleotides long. It is a transcript of the gene MSB2, whose product is annotated as Msb2p. Gene Ontology annotation, biological process: osmosensory signaling pathway via Sho1 osmosensor; hyperosmotic response; cellular bud site selection. Gene Ontology annotation, molecular function: osmosensor activity. NCBI's taxonomy places the organism in Eukaryota, Fungi, Ascomycota, Saccharomycetes, Saccharomycetales, Saccharomycetaceae. The transcript has a single exon. The coding region runs from base 1 to 3645 and encodes 1214 amino acids. The record is from RefSeq and is a predicted model, not a curated record. Gene Ontology annotation, cellular component: extracellular region; site of polarized growth; cell surface.
AUGAGCGCUCUUUAUGGACUUUUAAAAGUUGCGCUGCUGUUGCAGCUCUCCGAAGCGGCUUUUAUUGAGUUGAACAGGGGAAAUGCGACAAGUUCGACCGAUACUGUUGCUGCGUCUUCCGGGAGCAUCUACAAAAUCGAUACGGAGACGCCGACAACGAGACUGCAGACGACGCUCUCAAGUUCUCCCAAUGUGGUCAUUCCUUCGUCCUCUUCUCUCAACUUUGGUCCGCAUGAGGACACAACAAGCACAAGUAGUGCUACCUCCAACACAUGGCCGUUCUGGUUAGGAAGCUCGUCUAGUUAUUCGGCAGUGACGGUUAGUCAACCAACCACGUCGUCUCAGAGCGGCUUCCAGUGGGACAACAUCUUUUCUGCGAGCCCAUCAAGCUCGGUUUACGUCAUCUCCUCGGAGGGACCAAGUGGUAGGAAUAUCAAUGAACAAAAUACCAAGUCUACCGCGUCGCUUAACUCUGCAUCCUCGCCGUUUGUGUCAUCUGUUUCCGCGGCUCCAGGUGUCGCACCCACUGGCCGCAGUCUGUCGGGUUCUUCCUCGACGAGUGACCGCAACGGAGAGACCAGCGCGCAGAGUACGAUAGCACAAUGGUGGGGAGCAUCUGCUCCAAGCCCUUCGAAAAUAGGUACGUGGACAGUGUCCUCCCCGGCUACAAGUUCUGACUUUUCGACUCCUUCGACUUCACCUUCUUCGCAGACAUCAACUACAUCUGGCUUCCAAUCCUACGUUUGGCCUACACCUUCCAAUACCCGUUCAGAAGUUUACACAAUCUCCUCUGAGUUUUCUACGCCGCUGGUUCAACCUUCUAUAACCUUGAUGUAUCCCACGCUGAGUUCAUUGAAUCCUUUCACCACUGAAACGCCAAAGGUCUCUUCUCCGACUUCUGCUCAGCCAGUUAGUUGGUCAGCUCUCUCAGCGGCUUCUGUCCAAUCAUCCGAAAUAUUUUCCAGUUCUGUUGCCUCUCAAACCACUUCGUUGACAACUUUUCCAGUGACCUCAAGUUCGACAUCAUCAGAAACAUCCUUGUCAGGCUCGAUAUCACUUUCUUCUUCGACCUCAGGAGUGGCGUCGCCCACUCAGGAUGUUUCAUUGUCCUCUCAGUCAACCACUCUCGCAGUCACAUCAUCUUCGGAAUCUCAGACUUCAUUAUCAGCCUCGAUUUCAUCCUCUGAGCUAGCAGACUUGUCCUCCGUCCAAUCAUCCCAAUCUGUAUGGCUGGCCUCAUCAGCGUCGAGUACAGCGAGUACCACGGAGGAAUCUUCCAGUGCAACUGUAUCGUCUUCUUCAAGUUUCACCUUGACUGUGAUACCGUCUCCUUUUACUUCGAGUUCUUCUGAGUCAGUUUGGAGUCCUGAAUAUACUUCUCAACAAUCAUCGGCGGUGAGUCCCUCCUCUAUGCCUCCUGAACCGUUCUGGACCCUAUAUUCCGCUUCACAAUCCUCAACGUCAGGUUCCUCGAUUAUUUCUGAGCCUACUAGUGUCACCUCUUCUUUGCAAAUGGUGCCAACUUCAUCGUCAUCUCUGAUGUCACCGACGAUUCCCUCAUCCUCCAGUGAGACUUUAACAAACCCAUCUACCUCUGGUUCCUCUACGGAAGGAUAUCUUGAAUCGACAAGCUUGUCAGUACCGGCGGCUUCCACGGAGAGCUUAAUACCAACCGGUUCAUCGGAUGCCGUCUCAUCCUCAGCUACUCCUUCUUCAGGAAGCUACGUGACGUUAUCCAGUUCGCCGGUACCUGUUACCUCCACAGAGAGUUACAUGACACCAUCUAGUUCAUCAGUACCUGUUACCUCCACAGAAGGUUAUGUGACACCAUCUAGUCCGUCGACACCUGUUACCUCCACAGAGAGUUACAUGACACCAUCUAGUUCAUCAGUACCUGUUACCUCCUCAGGGACUGAUGUGGCAUCGUACAGCUCGGUGAUAUCGGUGACUCCUACGGACAGUAGCGUAUCCCCAAGCAGUUUGUCCGCGCCUGCUUCCUCAGCGGAAGGCUACACAACUUCAACAAGUUCCUCCUUGCCGGCUUCCUCAGAGUCAUCUUCUGUGAUUACAACUUCCACUCUGGCCUCUCCAACUUCAAUACCAUCUCAAGCUCAGGCGUCAUCGAGCACUGAUGUUCCCAAUUCUCCAACAUCUUCAAUCUCUGAUUUUAGCACUUCUAGCACGGUACCCGGCGUUUCUUUCGUUUCAUCUUCAACCUCAUCAGUCACUGAGGAGCCAAGCACGCGCUCAUCCUUGCCAUAUUCAACAGCGCUUUCAACCAGUGAGCUGUUCUCUUCAGAAUCAUCAUCCUACUCUUCCUCUCCAUCAUCGUCUCAGUGGGCAAGCUCAGAAAUAACAGUUCCAUCUUCUAUCCCUAGUGUUCUUAUCAGCAGUCAGAGCUCAAUCCAGAGCUCCCAUCCCGAUUCUUCAUCAGUUGCGACCGAAAGUAUCUUUGAGUCCUCUGCCACGGCUUCGCCCACUUCCGUCUCGGAGGUUGCACCGGUGACGCAGCAGCCUUCGAGUGCUUCAGGCUAUUCUUCAACUUCAAUUCCUCAACCAAGUCCACCACCACCUACGGCUACCUUGUCUUCGUCAAUUCUGGUAUCACAAACUUCUGCCUCAUCUUCGACAAGCUCUAGUGGCAGAUGGUGGAUGCCUACACAAAUUGUGACUCAAACUACUCAACAAACGGCAACUGCUACUGGUACUCAAGCUACUGCAACGUUGCCUCAAGCCAUUGCAGCAGCUACCCAGGUUGCUCAGCCUGACGGUUACUCGCUAAUAACGCUUGGGUUCAAGAGUGCUCUAAACUAUAACUUUGUCGUGUCCAAUCCCAUUUCAUCAGCCCAGAUCUUUGCCUUUCUACCAGAGAUGUUGACGACACCUUUCGAGACAUAUCGGAAUAUUUCUGUUUUGCAGCUCGUACCUCUGCAAUCAAAGUCGAUCAAUUAUUUGGCAACUGUUGCUGAGGUGUACUUCCCAACCUCCGAGAUAUCAGCACUUUCAGACUUAAUCUUGAAUUCGUCAAGUGUUUUGUACACAGCGAAUGAUGGGCCAGCCAAAUACUUGGCUUACUUAGUUGAUCCGUCGAUACCUCUCACUGGGCUUUUGUCAACAGGUGCCGUGAACUCUGGCUCGGGAACCAGUGAUCCAUCUCAAUCGGGUGCAGGAGGCUCUACAAACUCAGAAGGUGAUUCUGAUACUGGUGCUCUGGGCUCCUACCUGAAAUCCACAAACGGCGGAGGAAGCAGUGCCGCUUCUAGCAAAUCUCGAAUCAUAGGUCUCGUUAUCGGCGUUGUCGUUGGUGGUUGCACGUAUAUCGCCCUGAUGAUUCUGCUAAUAAGAUAUUUUAUCAUUAGGCGCCAAGCUGCGAAAAAUUGCAAUAAAGUCGCAGACGAAGCUAGUGAUAGCAACAGUGACUCUGGUAGCGACAGAUAUUCUCAGGGACAAGAAAAAGCUGUAAUCAAUGAUCAGGAAUCAAUAACACCCUCUAUGAGAAUCAACAAUUGGAUGAAUGAGAGCCAUUAUUACGAUGUCGCUGGACCCGACAUUAGUGUGGCUCAGAUCGGCAAGAAAGCUACUACGGUUCCCAAAAUUUCCGGACCCAUCGCUUCCCAAAAUUCUUUAGGAUGGAACGAAGUCUGA